UAAAUGCAUAAAUUAUUAAAUAGUUAAAACCUUAAAUAUUUUAAAUAAAAAUCAAAUUUUUGUGCUGGAAUUGCUUAUUAUUUGAAAAAAUUAUCAAUUUGUACAGCUCACGAUAAAAAAUGAUUCAAAUUAUUAAGAUAGUAACAUUACUAUCAAUAUUUAAUACAUGCUAUGGAACAUCUAGCAAUCUUAUGACAGACCUAAGUAUGGAAUGGGAUGAAUGGAGUAAUCAUUUUAAGGGUGAUUACAUACAGUAUGUUGGACACUAUGAAGGAAUGACAGAUGAUAUAGACACGCAUUCUAAAAUAAAAUCACAGUAUUUAUCGGGAAUAAAUAAUGUUAGAAAUUGGCAUAAUGUAGAACCUCUAAUACAAAUUAUAGAAUUGGAUAACAUUGCACAGUCAUAUGCAAAUUACAUAGCCAGGACAGGAAGUUUUGAAGUAAGUAACUUCAAUAAAGUUUUUGGACUUUUGAAAUCAUGUCGUGAUGUUGAUGAAAAUGAAGACGUAGGAAAAAGAGUACCUAUUGAAUUGUACAGCAAUUUUGAUAAAGGCGAUAAACCUUUUGAUUUUGAAGCGAAUGAUGAGGAAAUGUUUAAAAAUGAGAAUGUUGAAGGCCGUGAUAAAUCAAUACGUAUGAUUUGGAAAAGUGCCAUUAACAUAGGAAUUGGCGUGGCAAAAACAAAUGAAAUUAUAUAUAAAAAAAAUAAACAACAUGGAACAUUUUAUAUAAUUGUAGCAGCGAUAUAUCCUAGGCCACGCACAUUGGGAAAAUAUAAAGAAAAUAUAACACCUAGAAAUCUUGAGCUCAUGAUACAUGAUGGUUACUUCCAAUUUCUUCAGAAAGAAAAAGAACGCGACAAAAGUUUUAUUAGAUACAAAAUGGACCCAUGGUUACGAAACCUUAUGGAACGUGUAUUAGAAAAGGAUGUCAGCAUUGAAAAGAAAGAUAACUAAACGUUCAAAAACUUCUUUCUUAUUUUUGAAUUAUUAUGCUGUUAAAAUAAAUAUAAGUUAUAACUAAAAUAAUCUUUAUAAAAACUUGUCUGUAUCAUUAAUAAUAUUUUUACGAUUUUUAUUUAAAGUUCACAAUUUAUAUCUUAAUAACUCUUAAAAAAAAAUUGUUUGCAACACGUAUGAAAUUGUUCUUGAUU
This is a messenger RNA of Daktulosphaira vitifoliae (grape phylloxera), 1153 nucleotides long. RefSeq lists its product as uncharacterized. The transcript is spliced from 4 exons. The record is from RefSeq and is a predicted model, not a curated record. Bases 120 to 956 code for a protein of 278 amino acids. Lineage: Eukaryota; Metazoa; Arthropoda; Insecta; Hemiptera; Phylloxeridae.